Cynara cardunculus var. scolymus (artichoke) is the source of this 2238-nucleotide messenger RNA. RefSeq names its product probable tRNA (guanine(26)-N(2))-dimethyltransferase 2. The record is from RefSeq and is a predicted model, not a curated record. Gene Ontology annotation, molecular function: RNA binding. Gene Ontology annotation, biological process: tRNA N2-guanine methylation. The transcript is spliced from 12 exons. Gene Ontology annotation, cellular component: nucleus. Lineage: Eukaryota; Viridiplantae; Streptophyta; Magnoliopsida; Asterales; Asteraceae. Bases 13 to 1833 code for a protein of 606 amino acids.
UGCCCUACCUACAUGCACCCGUUUCUUUCCCAAAUCACUGCAGGUGUUUGCAUACGGAUAUUUGAAUUGGCACAGCACCACCACUUCGCAACCUCCUACCCUCUCUUCCGCCGUCACCCACAACAUCAGGGGGAAUACAAGAAACACCCCAAUAACAUGGGAGGCGUUGACGAGACAAAAACAGGGGAAGAAGAGAAGCAGAAGAGUACCACACCAUUAGAUUACAUCGUCAUCAAAGAAGGAGAGGCCGAGAUUUUGAUGCAUACCAAAAAUGAAGUAUUUUACAAUAAAACCCAGGUUAACAACAGAGAUAUGUCUAUUGCUGUUCUGAGGACAUUUAUAUCUAAACGUAAAGAUGAACAUGAAGCACUAUUGUCUAAAAGAAAGAAAAAAAUGUUGAAGGUAUCAGAGGACAAUGAUUCUAGAUUAAAAGCACCAAGUGAGUCUACUAUGACUGAUGGAAAAUGUAAUGGCGAAUGUGAAGAGAUGCCACAGGAUGAAUCGUAUGGCACCUGCGAAGAACCAGAGAAAACACCAGAGGGUAAAGAACAAGGGGAAUUAAUGCCACCUAGAGUACUUGAGGCUCUAUCAGCUUCAGGGUUAAGAGCUCUAAGAUAUGCUCGUGAAAUAGAAGGGAUCGGACAAGUUGUGGCACUGGACAACGAUAAAGCAUCUGUAGAAGCUUGCAGGAGAAACAUUAAGUUCAAUGGUUCAGUUGCAAGUGAAAAGGUGGAAUCAAACCUUGCUGAUGCUCGAGUCUAUAUGCUUACUCAUCCAAAGGAAUUUGAUGUGAUUGAUCUUGAUCCUUAUGGUUCACCCUCUGUGUUCCUGGACUCUGCGGUUCAGUCGAUUGCCGACGGAGGGAUGUUGAUGUGUACAGCAACAGAUAUGGCAGUGCUAUGUGGAGGCAAUGGAGAAGUCUGCUAUUCCAAAUAUGGUUCCUACCCACUGAGAGGAAAAUAUUGCCACGAAAUGGCUUUGCGGGUCCUCCUUGCAUGCAUCGAGAGUCAUGCAAAUCGGUACAAGCGAUUCAUAGUCCCAGUGUUAUCCGUUCAGAUGGACUUCUAUGUCAGGGUAUUCGUCCGCAUAUAUACUUCAGCUAGUGCAAUGAAGAACACUCCGCUUAAGCUUUCGUAUGUUUAUCAAUGUAUUGGUUGUGAUUCUUUUCAUCUCCAGCCACUGGCCAGGACUGUCUCUAAGACUACGAGCGUCAGAUAUCUCCCAGGGUUUGGUCCAGUUGUUCCCCAAAAGUGCAGCGACUGCGGUAAGAAAUAUAACAUGGGAGGACCCAUAUGGUCGGCUCCUAUUCAUGAUCAAGAUUGGGUGACAUCCAUAUUAGCAGACGUUAAAUCUAUGAAGGAACGCUAUCCUGCUUUUAAUCGGAUUUCUGCCGUCCUGACAACCAUUUCAGAGGAAUUACCAGAUGUUCCCCUUUUCUUGAGUUUGCACAAUCUUUGUGGUACUCUUAAGUGCACUUCUCCAUCGGCAGUGGUAUUUAGAUCUGCUGUGAUCAACGCUGGAUAUCGUAUCUCUGGAACUCAUGUGAACCCAUUAGGGUUAAAAUCUGAUGCUCCUAUGGAUGUCAUAUGGGAUAUCAUGCGUUGUUGGGUUAAAAACCAUCCUGUGAAAGCCCAACCUCCAGAGCAGGCUGGAAGUGUGAUCCUAGCCAAGGAACCUCAGAUUCAGGUUAAUUUUGCUCAAUCAGUUGCAUCACUUAGCAAAGCUCGAGCAAAGAAGGUUGCACGGUUCCUUCCAAAUCCGGAAAGGCAUUGGGGACCGAAGCUAAGGGCUGCUCGCACCAUAACUAGCAUUGCUAUCAGCGCACUUGCCUGAGCAAAUUGUCACAAGAAUUCAGUUCUUUUGACAUCCAUUUAUCCAACGCCAACUAGUCAGUCGUCAAUUCUUCUAAAUCUGGCACCUGUCACCAGAAAAGUUGGAAGUAUGAAAGAGCAUGCUAGAUUUUUUGGAGCAGAAACUUGAAGCCCAAAAUGAUAAUUCGAUGAAGAUGAUGCGGACUAUAAAACAGGACCAAUACAACUGGUGUUGUUGGGUAUGUUCCUAGACUUGAGUUUCCUGAAUGUGGAUAAAAGAAUGCAACAACUACUUCAAUCUUUGCAAAAGUUCUGAUGUUGAUUUGGCUUUGCUUGAAUAUGGUGGAUAAGGCUGAAACCUAUUAUGAACCAAUAUAUAGAUUUCUAUAUAUUGGACCAUUUUGGUUUGUAUAGUUAACAUAAAAAA